AUGGGUAGCCAACCACAUGUGCUAGUCAUAGCAUUUCCAGCACAGGGCCAUGUUGCCCCACUUAUGAAGUUGUCACACCAGAUUGUUGAUCAUGGGAUCAAGGUCACAUUUGUUACCACUGAGUUCAUAAAUGCAAGAUUGAUAACUACAAUGCCAGCAAAUAGCCCGAUAAGGCUAGUUUCACUCCCGAACGGUCUAGAACCCAGGGAUGAUCAAACUGAUGCUCUUAAACUGAUAAAUAGUUUUCAAGAAGUUAAGCCAGAUCAUUUCAAGGACUUGAUUGAGAAAAUUAACGAAUCUGAUGAUGAUGAUCGGAUCAUUUGUGUCAUUGCUGAUGUAACAGUUUCGUGGGCAUUUGAUGUUGCUGAGAAGACGGGAAUUCAAAGUGCUGCAUUUUGGCCUAAUGUACCAACAACGUUGGCCCUUAUACUUCUUAUCCCAAAGCUUAUUGAGGAUGGAAUUAUAGAUACUCAAGUCUGCAACUCAUUCUAUGAACUUGACUCGUUGUCCUUAAAUUUAAUUCCUGGGAUCAUACCUGUUGGUCCAUUACUUUCGAGCAAUCAAUUGGAAAAUCAUAUUGGAACUUUUUGGCCUGUGGAUUCAACUUGCCUAAGUUGGCUUGAUAAACAACCUGUGGGUUCAAUCAUUUAUGCUUCCUUUGGUAGCACCUCAACCUUCAACCAACAACAAUUUGAUGAACUAGCAUUAGGACUUGAACUCACAGGCCUACCAUUUUUGUGGGUUAUUCGUUUAGAUAUCGCCAAUGAAGCACUUUCUGAAUUCUUGGAUGGGAUUAGAUUGAGAAUAGCUGAUAGUGGAAAGAUUGUUGAUUGGGAACCUCAAGAGCAGGUGCUAGCUCACCCUUCUAUUGCAUGUUUUAUAAGUCAUUAUGGAUGGAAUUCAACCUUGGAGGGUAUAAGCAUGGGAGUCCCAUUUCUAUGUUGGCCUUACUUUACAGAUCAAUUCCAAAAUAAGAGUUACAUAUGUGAUUUUUGGAAGGUUGGUUUAGGGUUGAACCCAGAUGAAAAUGGGAUUAUCACAAGGCACGAAAUCAACACAAAGAUAAAAGCAUUGCUCUCUGAUGAUGUUAUAAAGACAAAGUCACUAAAGUUGAAGGAAAUGGCUAAAAAGAGUGUUAGUGAAGGUGGAUCUUCUUUUAAGAAUUUUGAAAGCUUUAUUGAACAAAUAAAGCAAAGAGUAGCUCAAUUAAAAGCUAGCUUAAAACGUCCUAGAGUUGAGUCUUCUAUAGGUGACGCAUUUAGAGGUCAUCCUUCUAGUGAUCCUUCAACUGAGGAGUAUGUGGAUCCCACUGCUGUUGUGGAUCCUGAGCCAUCCACAUCUACCACCAUUUCUACUAGAUCUAUGUUGGAGACCGUACUUAUAGUCCAGUCUGCACAUGGACAACUGCUCUUGGACUUGCUCAAUGAGGUUGCUACCUUAGAAGCUGAGCUUGCUGCCACUAGUGGUGCCUCUCCACCAGCUCCACCCUCGGAUCAGCCAUGA
Messenger RNA from Quercus lobata, 1503 nucleotides. RefSeq names its product UDP-glycosyltransferase 83A1-like. Gene Ontology annotation, molecular function: quercetin 3-O-glucosyltransferase activity; quercetin 7-O-glucosyltransferase activity. NCBI's taxonomy places the organism in Eukaryota, Viridiplantae, Streptophyta, Magnoliopsida, Fagales, Fagaceae. The transcript is spliced from 3 exons. The record is from RefSeq and is a predicted model, not a curated record. The coding region runs from base 1 to 1503 and encodes 500 amino acids.